Molecule: messenger RNA, 1536 nt
Organism: Pistacia vera
Lineage: Eukaryota; Viridiplantae; Streptophyta; Magnoliopsida; Sapindales; Anacardiaceae
Product: phosphoglycerate mutase-like protein AT74
Exons: 3
Coding region: 266-1192 (308 amino acids)
Molecular function (GO): phosphatase activity
Source: RefSeq, a predicted model, not a curated record
ACUGUAGACUACGUGUAACGCUUCCAAAAUUUAAUGUCAAAUAAUUAAUUUAUUUGGAUCUUACUCAUGAAGAUGAAGAUGUGAAUGCAAUGGAAGGCUUGAAGCCUAUAAAUUCACGGAACAAACUACCACAGUUGACAAAUCAAGUUUCAGUUUUCAAGAUUAACCCUUUUUGUUCAUAUUCAUAAAUCCCAUUCAGGAAACCGAUUGAUUUUAAAGGCAGAGAAGAAGAAACAAGAAAGUUGUACAGCAUCAAAAUCUAGAAAUGUCAGAGCAUCAAAACAAUAACGGCGACAAGAGACAACGCGGCCAUCUUCUACCAAAACGCAUCAUUUUAGUCCGCCACGGCGAGUCUCAGGGGAACCUCAACACCGCCGCCUACACCACCACUCCCGACCACAAAAUCCCGUUAACGGAACUCGGGAUCACGCAGGCCAGAGACUGUGGCUCCCAUUUGAAGUCCUUAAUCUCCGCCAACACCACCUCUUCCGACUACCGUCUCUACUUCUACGUGUCGCCUUACGAGCGGACGAGAUCCACUCUCCGAGAGAUCGGACGGUCGUUCUCCAAGAAACACAUCAUCGGUGUCAGAGAAGAGUGUCGGGUUAGAGAACAAGAUUUCGGCAAUUUUCAGGUUAGCGAGAGAAUGAAAGUGAUAAAGGAGACAAGAGCGAAGUUUGGGAGGUUUUAUUAUAGGUUUCCUGAAGGGGAAUCUGCUGCAGAUGUUUUUGAUCGUGUUUCAGGUUUUUUUGAAUCCCUCUGGAGGGACAUAGAAUUGAACAGGCUUAAAAGUGACCCUUCCCAGGAACUAAAUCUUGUCAUUGUAUCACACGGUCUGACCUCGCGUGUCUUUCUCAUGAAGUGGUUCAAAUGGACGGUUGAGCAAUUUGAGCUGUUAAACAACCUUGGAAACUGCGGGUUUCGGAUCAUGGAGUUAGGAGAUGGUGGAGAAUAUAGCUUGGCUAUCCAUCACACAGAGGAAGAGAUGCUCGAAUGGGGACUCUCUCCUGCAAUGAUCGCUGACCAAAAAUGGCGAAUCCACGCCAAAAAGGGUGAUUGGAAUGAAAAUUGUUCAUGGUACUACGAUGAAUUUUUCGAUCAUUUGACAGACUCUGAAGAAGAAGAAGAAAAGAGAAAACAUGAUACAGAGUAUUACAAUGCUGAUUCCACAUUCGAGUCAUCGUCGUCAUGAAAAAGAUCAAACAUUUUCAAAGCUGUAAAGAAUUAGUUCUCUUUAUUCUUUGGAUUCAUGAAACUGUAAUUCUAAUAAUGCUGAUUCUUUUUAGUGAACACAUGAUGCCGAGAGAAUUCCCAGCUAUAGUAGUGGCAUCUUUACAAGGUUUGAUUGUAAUUCUAUGUUAAUUAACAAUUAGUUUAAUGUAAUUGAUUCAAUUUCUGUCUGGAUUAGUUGGUGAUCUUCUUAACGGAAAAGUGAUUGGAAGUUGGCAAGCUAGAUGCCCUUUUCAACAAGCAAAUUCAUGAGCUUCAAGGCAUGAAAUUCAGUCUUAAAUGCCAAAAACAGUGCAAGCAAGUUUU